Podarcis muralis (Common wall lizard) is the source of this 1276-nucleotide messenger RNA. It is a transcript of the gene GEMIN2, whose product is annotated as gem nuclear organelle associated protein 2. NCBI's taxonomy places the organism in Eukaryota, Metazoa, Chordata, Lepidosauria, Squamata, Lacertidae. The record is from RefSeq and is a predicted model, not a curated record. Gene Ontology annotation, cellular component: nucleus; spliceosomal complex; SMN complex. Gene Ontology annotation, biological process: spliceosomal complex assembly; spliceosomal snRNP assembly.
UUGCCGCGCCUGCGCUUUGCGGGCUCUGGCGAAAGAGGGCUCCCGGAGGCUGAGAGAUGGAGUCGGCGGCGGAGGAGUUGAUGCCGCGGCUCCUGCCUGUGCAGGACUGCGACCUCUCGGAGGACUUCGACCCCACCGUGCCCCCCAGAACACCCCAGGAAUAUUUAAAGCGGGUCCAGAUUGAAGCUGCAAAAUGCCCUGAUGUUGUUGUGGCCCAGAUAGACCCCAAGAAAUUGAAAAAGAAGCAGACUGCGAAUAUUUCACUUUCAGGAUGCCAACCUGCCCCUGAAGGGUAUUCUCCAACUCUGAAAUGGCAACAGCAACAAGUGGCACACUUUUCAGCCAUUCGCCAGAGUGUGAACAAGCACAGAAAUCAUUGGAAGGCGCAACAUUUGGACAGUAAUGUAGCAAUCCCCAGAGUGGAGGAUGAAGAAGGCUGGAAAAGGUUUUGUCUAGGCGAAAAGUCCUAUUUAGACACAGCUGUUGAAGUAUCCAGAGAUGAAGAUCAAGGAAUUGAUUAUGUACAAAUUGGCUUUCCUCCAUUGCUGAGUAUUGUUAGCAGAAUGAAUCAGGCAACAGUAACCAGUGUCUUGGAGUACCUGACAAACUGGCUUGCAGAGAAGGAAUUUACUCCAGAACUGGGCAGAUGGCUUUAUGCGCUAUUGGCCUGUCUUGAAAAACCAUUGUUGCCAGAGGCUCACUCCCUCAUUCGGCAGUUGGCCAGACGAUGCUCUGAAGUGAGAGUCAUGGAAGAAAACAAGAAUGAUGAAAAAGUGUCUGCUCUGAACUUGUUAAUUUGUUUAGUUGGCAGGUAUUUUGACCAGCAUGAUCUGGCUGAUGAAGCAUCCUGACAAGUCUGGAAAGCAUAAAAGCAUUGGAUGCCAUUGUUUCUAAGGCACUAUGCAAGCCAGUGUUAUUAGCUAGCUCCUCUGUGACAAGUGUGACGAACAGCAGAGAUAUCCCAUCUUCCGGUGUGAUCUCCCUGAGUAGAGGGGGAAUUCUGUAGAAAAUGAAUAGUUGGAAUGUCUUUUUAGCAAGUGUGGCUGGAAAACUCAGCUUGGAAAAGGUCACCAACACAGUGCCUAAAACACUUUCUGAAGGACUCAUUUGCCUGUAGCUAGUGUGUGAUUGCAGUUCAUAUACCAAACUCCUCCUCAUUGAAGCUACACCACGGAACAAGACUGAUUCUGUCAUUGAAAACCCUGCAGGACUGAAUCUGGCUACUGUAAAGUUUUUAUAAUACUAUGUUUUUAUAAAUAAAGUUAUUCAAAAGAGU